Molecule: messenger RNA, 996 nt
Organism: Gordionus sp. m RMFG-2023
Lineage: Eukaryota; Metazoa; Nematomorpha; Gordioida; Chordodea; Parachordodidae
Product: purine nucleoside phosphorylase 1-like
Exons: 7
Coding region: 1-996 (331 amino acids)
Biological process (GO): nucleoside metabolic process
Cellular component (GO): cytoplasm
Molecular function (GO): purine-nucleoside phosphorylase activity
Source: RefSeq, a predicted model, not a curated record
AUGGUUAUAGAAAACGGAAACGCAACUAAUAUUUCCAAUUGUUUAUGUGCUGUUGAUAAAGACAUUGUGUACAAUGAGAUUACGGGUAUAUCAGUUGAAAUUAAAAAACGUUUGCUUCCAAAUUUUAUUCCGACUGUUGGAAUCAUAACUGGAACAGGAUUAGAUACCAUCACUUCGCGAAUAACAGACAGUUUAACUAUACCUUACCAGGAUAUAAAGGGUCUUAGAUUUAGCAAAGUUGUAGGCCAUUCUAAUAUGAUAAUCGCGGGGAAAAUAGGCCCCCAUAAUGUUGUGUGUUUUGUAGGACGGUGUCAUUUCUAUGAAGGAUAUCCCAUGAAUGUGGUCACAAUGCCCGUUAGAAUAAUGAAAUUACUCGGCGUUGAAUAUUUAUUCGUAACAAAUUGUUGUGGUGGAGUCAAUCCAUCUUAUAAUCUGGGCGAUGUAGUUGUUAUUAAAGAUCACGUCAAUUUAGUCGGCAUGACUGGGAACAAUCCAUUAGUAGGAGAAAAUGAUGACCGAUGGGGAACCAGAUUUCCGCAUUUAUUCAAUGCUUACGAUUUCGAUAUGCGAAUGAAAAUUGCGAAGGUAUGCCAAAAAUUAGAUUACCCAUACAGAGAAGGGGUUUAUUGUAUGAAUACUGGACCCACUUAUCAAGCCAAAGCGGAAGGUCGUAUGCUUCUUAAGGUGGGCAUAGAUUUAGUAGGGAUGAGCACUUUACCCGAAGUCACAGUAGCGGCUCAUUGUGGAAUAAAAGCCUGCGCUUUUAGUAUUAUUGCUUCGGCAAUCAAAUAUGAUGAAUUCUCUUAUGAAAUAUUAGAAGAUGACGGGAGCGAUAAAACCAAAAUGGAGAAUGGUGCAUCAAAAAAGACAAAAUACGAGUAUAAAGUGGCAAAAAACGAGAUAUCUAUUGACCAUGAGAGCGUCGUGAACUCGGGUAAAAAGGGUGGCAAAAUUCUGGGACAAAUUAUUAAUGAUGUCAUUAUGAGUCUCGAUUAA